Messenger RNA from Echinococcus granulosus, 462 nucleotides. RefSeq names its product Oncosphere antigen B. Lineage: Eukaryota; Metazoa; Platyhelminthes; Cestoda; Cyclophyllidea; Taeniidae. The transcript is spliced from 3 exons. The coding region runs from base 1 to 462 and encodes 153 amino acids. Gene Ontology annotation, molecular function: protein binding. The record is from RefSeq and is a predicted model, not a curated record.
AUGGAGCUUCAUUUCUGCCUAAUUUUGCCAGCGAUUUCAAUUUUUGCUGAGAGAAUCAGAGAGGACUCUGGGUUAAUGGCAACAGUGACAAAGGAAUUAAAUACCACACUCCCAGAUCACUUUCAAUGGAUUCGCGUGGGUUCGCGUUCCGUUGAGUUGGGAUGGGAUGCCAUCGGUUUAGCAAAUCUCCACGCAGACCAAAUUAAACUAAGUGCGUACUUUUAUUCAACCUCUGUCAUCUACAAGUACAAAGCUGUUCCUAUCUUAAGUGAGAAGCUCACUCUUGAUGGACUGGAGCCCAGUACACUCUAUGAAGUGGUUGUGCAAGCACUUAAAGGGGAUUCCGAAGCGUAUAAAUAUACUGGAUAUAUUAAGACAUUGGCCCCAGGGGAAGAUGGAGCCGAAAGAACUAGCGGAUUUGCCUUGAUUUUUAUAAUUGCUGGGCUCCUAUUACUUUUUUGA